Molecule: messenger RNA, 1834 nt
Organism: Silurus meridionalis
Lineage: Eukaryota; Metazoa; Chordata; Actinopteri; Siluriformes; Siluridae
Product: F-box/LRR-repeat protein 12-like
Exons: 4
Coding region: 220-1290 (356 amino acids)
Molecular function (GO): protein binding
Source: RefSeq, a predicted model, not a curated record
CCAAGUGCGCAUGCGCUUCGUGCUCAGUUUCUUUAUUUUGGUGUCUUUUUCUAAAAUACAGUAAUAUUAUUCAUAAACACGCAAUCAUCCAAUUAUAUUUUGUUGCCUGUUCGUAUUUAGAUCAAAGAUUUGUUGUUUAAUGUUGUGACUUCGAAAUCAAUAAACAAAUUCAUUACUUCCGCAUCUAUUUCCGGUCACAGAGGCGUUUUAUUUACUAAGAUGGCCGACAUGAGAGUUUGCAGUCUGGACUUUUUCCCUGAAAAUAUCCUUAUCGAGAUUUUAUCCUAUUUAAAUGUUAAGGAACUUAUUCGCAAUGGAAGAGUGUGUAAGCGAUGGAGAGCUUUAAUCAAAGACCAGACACUCUGGAGAACUGUGGACCUUUCCACAUGGAAACAGGUGAGCUCGCGGGUGCUCUGGACCUUACUGCGGCAGUAUCUGGGACGCGGCGCAAGGACUCUACACCUGCGUGGGUUGCUGCAGAGUGCACGUGGAGGAUCGUUCCUCUCAGAGCCGUGGCUACAAACUCUGAGCUCGAAAUGCCCUCGACUCCGCAGACUCAUUCUUACUCGUACGGACCUCCGCGGCCUGCACAACUGCUCCUUAUUACCUCCCAGCCUACAGGUACUCGAACUGCACAGCUGCGAGGUCCCUCCUGGCUUUUUUAUCCAUAAUUCCGCAAAGCCAGCGCAAACUGAGCAGACCGAGCCCGUAGAAGAAUCUCCGAGCUGCGGUAGCGUUCUCGAAACCCUAAUUCUCGACAACGUGCCCUCGUUCACGGACCAUCAUUUAAAGAGCCUGAGCUCGUGGGAGCGCCUGCGGCAUCUGGAGCUGCGCGACAUGUUGCGCGUGACUGUGGCAGGACUGAAGGGCUGCACUGCGCCCAGCCCACAUGCGCUAACGCACCUCACGCACCUGGAGCUGGAGGGGUUCAGCCGGCAGCAGAUGACCGCUCUGGCCCUGGCUGAUGGAUGGCCAGGGCUUGAACGGCUAACGCUUGGUGGCCGUGAGGUCAAUCCCGGUCUGAUCUGCCUCAACCGACUGGUCGGACUGCGUUGCCUGCGACUGCGGGGUUGCAGACUCACGGAGAAGGUGGUGCUGCGCAGUUGCCGUGCGCUGAAGGAGCUGCGUACGCUCGAGUUUCUGCAGGUGGAGUUCGCAAUCGAGGCAGAGAGAGAAGAUGGCAAGAGCGAAAAUGACAUGAUGCCUGGGCUCAGACAAGCACUGUCCAGUCUUCUUCCCAAGUGCAGUGUCCUGUUCACACAGUGUACCGUUCUAGUUCUAGCAGAUUAACUCUUAUUGGUAGUUAUUAACAGCUUAAUGGCUGUUAUUGGAACCAUUUUCAAUUUGUUUUUGAACUCAUUAGCACUAUUUGUUCAGGGCUUUCUGUGAUGGGUCUAAAUACAUGUAAAAAUCCGAUUGGGUACUUGUUGCUAGGCAGAUUUGCAUAUAUUAAGGUGUAUUUUAUAAACAUAUAAUUUUUGGACAAUAAACACUUCACUUAGUGGAUGCAGUUUGACCAGAGCUUAUUAAAAUAUACCUUAAUGCAUGCGAAUCUGCCUAGCAACAAGUACGCAAUCGGCUUUCACUUGUAUUUAGACCUAUCACAGAAAGCCCGGAAGAAAUCUGCCUAGCAACAAGCAGCCAAUAAGAUUCUAGGUCUAUUUGGACCAAUCACAGAACGCUGACUAACACCCAGUAUCCUCUCAAAUCUGCCUAGCAACAAAUUGAAUCCUAGCAAUUUAUAUCAUUUAUUUAAUAUAUAUUUAAGCAAUUUAUAAGCAGAAAAGUGUAUUUUUGCUGCCUCUUGAAUAAAUUCAUGGGUUUGUACUGCUCC